AACUACGAUUCAACGGAUUACCCCACGCAUGACAACACUAUCUCGUCUAAUAUAUAGAAUUUCCCUGUAAUCAUCAUUAUGGCUGCACACGACAGGCUGAAUAAGCUGUAUCCUCAUCAUCCGUCCAACCAUCCAAAUGGAACGAUUUGGAUAACUUAUACUGAUGAUAGCGCAGUUCUCGACUUUCGUCAACACCAGUACCCUAACCAUUCUCAACACGAUCUGUACAAUGAUGAGCAGAUUGAUGAGGCGAACUAUAUCUUUGCCUGCCUUUGGGUGUGCAUGCUGAUCCUCUGCACCUUCGGCAAUGCACUCAAUUUGACCGUACUGCUGCGCAGCUUAAAAUCGUGGAAAAUGUCCGCUUGUCAUUAUAUGAUCGCUACCGCCGUUUCUGAUCUGGCAUCCCUGUGGUUGACGCUUCCGUAUCUCCUCCAGCUGAUAACUCGAGGACGGAUUACUCAUACACCAUCGAUUGCUUUUGGUAUCGUCCCGUGGCUUGUUGAAACAUCCAUGUGGUUAUCUGAUUGGAUUCUGGUUGUGUUUUCUUGGGAGCGCCUUUUGGUGAUCCUCAGCCCGCUUCGUUUCCGGUGGCUGCAACGUGUGUCGGUAGCGCAUAUUGCCAUCCUCGUCCUGCUGAUUUUAUCGCUCCUCUUCAACAUGAUUGAUUUUGUGGUGAACUACGCGGACCCGCAUAUCCAGUCGUACGGUGCACGUUACGGCAUCGAUGCCGACAAAUCUGUGGGCUGGAUUCAUCAAUGGCUUUCAGUCCAUGCAACAGCCAAAGUCGCUAUGCGCCUGUUAACCUUUCUUCUGGUCCUCAUUCCAACCUUCGGCCUGAUCGGUUUCCUCGCAUACUAUCGUCAAUCCGAAAUUAGCAAAAUGCGCGUUAUUCCAAACGCCCGUAAAGAGUCCUGUGCGUCGACGACGAGAAGCGCCCAUAACAGCAUUAACGUCAUAUUGCUGAGUAGUGCAGCGCUGUUUCUCCUGAUGCGCGCACCGCAGACGUUCCAGAUAUGCGUGUUGGCCGGAAACAGGACAGUUUCUUUGUAUAAUGCCGAUAAUUCGGUUACGGUGAUAACGGAUGAUUUCAUUAACCUGGGCAGUCUGGCUGGUUACACGUUUAAUUUCUAUGUCUACUUGAUGACCGAGCGACAUUAUCGCAAGCGAUUUACAGACGUCGUCGUCCGGCCGCUGUUAUCCUGUUGCACGACAACACUGCCGUUACCCGACAAGGAAACCUGUCAAGUGGAGGAAAGCAACGCGGUCAACUCUUCGACGUCGGUUUAAUGUUGGCACCCCCUGUUGUCGACUUCUGGCAUUCCGGCGCAGGAGCAUCCGACUAUGGCUGGAUGUCGAUAUUUGAUUUACAAUUUACGGCAAAGUUAUAAGACAGCCAUGGUACAUAUAGUGGAGACCUAAGCACAGAUAGAAAAAGCACGACUGUGCCAAAUUCGAUGUACAGAUAGACCCAGGAAGACUGCAUACCCCAAUUGGGUUUUAAAGCGAUUUAUUAUCACGUAAAAACGCACAAAGUCUUUUCUUACCAGAUCUGAAAGGUCUGCCGUUCAUCCAUCUGCACAACUGUCAAUGCGUAAAUAAUCGAGCCCAGCAGAGGCAUCACUUAGAUAAAAAUUAAUGAAGUUAUUGUGUCGAAAUGCAGUUUGUCGCAUAGUUUUC
Messenger RNA from Paramacrobiotus metropolitanus, 1677 nucleotides. RefSeq lists its product as uncharacterized. Gene Ontology annotation, molecular function: G protein-coupled receptor activity. The record is from RefSeq and is a predicted model, not a curated record. The coding region runs from base 79 to 1287 and encodes 402 amino acids. NCBI's taxonomy places the organism in Eukaryota, Metazoa, Tardigrada, Eutardigrada, Parachela, Macrobiotidae. Gene Ontology annotation, cellular component: plasma membrane. Gene Ontology annotation, biological process: G protein-coupled receptor signaling pathway. The transcript is spliced from 4 exons.